UUACCAUCAGCAGUUUGGUAAAAUAAUCUGUAGAUAAGGACCACAUGGGUACAUUUUGGACCACAAAUGGCCCCUGCGCCACAUCUUGAGCACCCCUGAACUGGAUGAUUUGUCAUUUUAAGGAGGAGGUUGUGGUAAACGACACCGAGGCGACCCCGAGCGAAACUCCUGAAAUGUCUCAGCUCAGAGAAGCUGAAGCUUUGGUGGAGAUGGGCAGGAGAGAAAAGCAGAAGGAAGAAAAGCUGGACGGACAGACAGACACUGAGGCAGUAAAGGUGGGCGCUCAGUGUUGGGCUGCGUGGUCAGAGGACAGGACCGUCGACCCGGUGAUGGCGGCUGAUGGCGAGCGCCCCAGGAUUCGCUCCAGUGUCUACGGCAACGAGGAGGACGUGGCCGGGAGCGUGCAGCGGAGUCCCAGCGCUACAGUGCAAACGCAGAACCCACAUCCUCAGGACUGGAAGCCCGGGUCGCGUUGCCGGGCCGUUUACUCGGCCGACGGCCUGGUUUACCCCGCUGUGGUGCUGUGGGUCAAAGAUCAGCGCUGCCGCGUUCGCUACGACGAGUACAACAACGAGGAGGAGCUGGACGUCAGCAGCCUGCUGCAUCCUGACGAGCUGCGCGGCCCGAGCAGAGCCGCAGCCGUAACCAAGGGCAGCAGCUGGAUUCCCAGUUCUCCCAGCAGCAACCUGGACUGGAGGAGACAGAGGAGAGACUCGAGCAAAGAAGACAGAGGACGGGAGAGGACGUCCACACCGAGAGACAAUCCAAACAUGAUGAAAGCAGGAUCUAAGAAUGAGAACACAGCGGAGAAAGAAACCGCAGAGAAAAGGAAAGGAGACCCGACUAACAUCUUCCUCCCUCCGUUUCCUCCUCCUCAGAUCGGAUCAGUGAGCCCUCUGUCCUUCAUCCCUCCUCCCCUCCCUCCUCUUCCUCCUGCCUGGACGGUCCAGGGGAAGGAAGUGGGCGACUGCCCGGACGUCGGCGCCGUCACCAACCUGUUCAUGCUGUGGUACAUGUGUGGCUUCCACACCGGCAGCUUCCUGGCUCAGCAGAGAUCCACACCGCCCUCCAAAGACUAAACAUCCCUCUGAACACGCAGGAAGACCCGGUAGAUCACUUCCUCCCAAACCGGAUCACAAAAGACUCCUAAUUCUGGGUGGAUUCUCUCCAAACAUUGAGCUAUGAUCUGUUUUAUUUUGAAAGGUAACUUGAUUCUGUCCAUGGCUUCCUGCUCUUUUCUCUCUUGAUAAGAUAAA
This is a messenger RNA of Poecilia reticulata (guppy), 1256 nucleotides long. Its product is annotated as survival of motor neuron protein-like. NCBI's taxonomy places the organism in Eukaryota, Metazoa, Chordata, Actinopteri, Cyprinodontiformes, Poeciliidae. Gene Ontology annotation, molecular function: RNA binding. Gene Ontology annotation, biological process: mRNA processing. The record is from RefSeq and is a predicted model, not a curated record. Gene Ontology annotation, cellular component: nucleus; cytoplasm.